Penaeus monodon (black tiger shrimp) is the source of this 1942-nucleotide messenger RNA. It is a transcript of the gene Prp31, whose product is annotated as U4/U6 small nuclear ribonucleoprotein Prp31-like. The transcript is spliced from 2 exons. Gene Ontology annotation, biological process: mRNA splicing, via spliceosome; spliceosomal tri-snRNP complex assembly. Gene Ontology annotation, cellular component: U4 snRNP; U4/U6 x U5 tri-snRNP complex; precatalytic spliceosome. The record is from RefSeq and is a predicted model, not a curated record. The coding region runs from base 195 to 1712 and encodes 505 amino acids. Lineage: Eukaryota; Metazoa; Arthropoda; Malacostraca; Decapoda; Penaeidae.
ACGUAUUUUGUUUACAUGUUUGAGAAACGUUGGUUCGUCGCUCGCUAACUAUAUCGUCGUAGGAAUAAGUUCAGUCUGCGGCGAAUUUAGGUCUUGCAUAGGUUUCUAGAGAGAUCAGAAUCUGCAAUCAGCCCUUAAAGGCAAAGCGAAGAACAUAAGGGAAGCGACAGAAGAGCAGGUGGAGGCCCGGCACCAUGUCUCUCGCGGACGAACUCCUGAAUGACUUCGAGGAGGGCGAAGAAGAGGAGCUUCUGGCCAAUGAAUUACAGGCUCGAGAAGGCGCCCCGGGAGGACCGGUGGAAUCCAUGGACGUGGAGUUCAAGGUGCCUUUCGCUGUGGACUCCAAGGCAGCCAAGCCAGGGUUACAGUCCGUACGUCAGGUGGCUAAGUUGUGGGACUCGAAUAAGCUUCGGGACAUCAAAGACCAGAUUGAAAAAUACGCGUCUCAGCAGAGGAAGGCAGAGGAUAUCCAAGGACCUGUGGAAGCAGAUCCAGAGUACUUGCUAAUUGUGGAGGCAAACAAUAUUAACGUAGAUAUUGAUGAUGAAAUUGGGACGAUACACAAAUUCGUAAAGGAGAAAUAUUCUAAGAGGUUCCCAGAGUUAGAAUCACUGGUCGUCAAUCCCCUUGAAUACCUUAGUGCUGUGCGUGAGCUUGGGAAUGAUGUGGACAAGGUUAAAAACAGUGAGGCCUUAGCCCAGAUCCUGACACAAGCCACAAUUAUGGUGGUGAGUGUAACGGCUUCCACCACACAAGGAUCCCUCCUCACAAACCAGGAACUCGAAGCCAUAGAAGAGGCUUGCAAGAUGGCUCAGGAUCUGAAUGCUUUCAAGAUAAAAAUCUUUGAGUAUGUUGAGAGCCGGAUGAACUUCAUUGCUCCAAAUCUAUCUUGCAUUGUUGGGGCAUCAACUGCUGCCAAGCUGAUGGGAGCUGCGGGAGGUCUCACAAACCUUGCUAAAAUGCCAGCUAGUAAUGUCCUCCUUGUUGGGAAACAGAAGAAGACCAUGAUUGGAAUGGCCCAGACCUCCAUGCUUCCUCACACAGGACACAUUUACUACUGUGAUAUUGUACAGGAAACACCACCUGACCUGCGUUCCAAGGCUGCUCGGAUUGUUGCUGCAAAGGCCACUCUUGCUGCUCGUGUGGACAGCAUGCACGGAAGCCCCACAGGUGCACAGGGCUUACUCCUAAGGGAGGAGGUUGAGAAAAAACUAGACAAAUUACAAGAACCUCCUCCAGUCAAAGCUGUCAAACCACUGCCUCCACCCAUAGAUGCCCCUGGCAAGAAGCGAGGAGGACGACGGGUGCGCAAAAUGAAGGAAAGGAUGGCUGUGACAGACCUUCGGAAGGCACAGAACAGAAUGAACUUCGGAGAGAUUGAGGAAGACGCAUACCAGGACGACCUGGGUUACACAAGAGGUCAGCUUGGGAAAGGUGGUGCAGGACGUAUCAGGAAGGUCACAGUGGACGAGAAGACGAGGGUCCGCCUCUCCAAAACCCUACAGAAGGAGGUGCAGCGGCAGUCUUCUCUUGGAGGCCAGACCACUGUGAGAAGACAAGUGGCUGGUACUGCAUCCAGUGUUGCUUUCACACCUCUCCAAGGCCUUGAGAUUGUCAAUCCACAAGCAGCAGAGAUGAGUGGACAUGCCAAGGCCAACAAGUAUUUCUCAAAUGUUCUUGGGUUCAAGAAUGUAAAUAACAAGUUGGUUUGAUUGAAGAGAAGCAAGCGAGUGUAUGUAUUUUUGUAAGAGAUUAGACACAAGUUACCAGAAAGGUUAUUUGUUACAGUGGAUGUAAUAAAAGAAGAAUGAGUUGUAUUAAUUUUAUUUUACUUUACAAUUUACCUACAUUUAAUGUAUGUAUGUAUGAUUUGACAAAGGUAUUGAUAACAUUUGUCCACUUUUGUUUGGAUAAUUGAAAAAAAAAGUUCUUUCUGCCUUGC